Penicillium antarcticum is the source of this 1455-nucleotide messenger RNA. RefSeq names its product Zn(II)2Cys6 transcription factor domain-containing protein. Gene Ontology annotation, biological process: regulation of DNA-templated transcription. The record is from RefSeq and is a predicted model, not a curated record. Bases 1 to 1455 code for a protein of 484 amino acids. NCBI's taxonomy places the organism in Eukaryota, Fungi, Ascomycota, Eurotiomycetes, Eurotiales, Aspergillaceae. Gene Ontology annotation, molecular function: zinc ion binding; DNA-binding transcription factor activity, RNA polymerase II-specific. The transcript is spliced from 3 exons.
AUGCCAAGGCGCCAGCGGAGUCAAGGUUGCUUUCUUUGCAGAAAGCGCAAGGUUAAGCAUGAUGAGGGGAAACCAUCUUGUGGGAACUGUGCUGUCUAUGGCAAGAAGUGUCCCGGUUAUCGGACCAGUAUCCCGUUAGUCUUCCUCAAUGAGAAUAAAAAGGUUGAGAGCCUAUUCAGUAAAGAACGGAAGAGAGCCGCAAAUAACCGACCAGAGCAGACAACACAGACGCAACUUGUCUCUCGGACUGCGAGUGCUCCUGGAAUGUCCGACACGGGACUCUCGGUACUGCGGUUCUUAUUAGACUCCUCAUGGGAAAAUCAUGGUCGUUGUUAUUUUCUAGACCAGUUCACUUUGCCCACUGAGCCAGACGGCAGCCCUGGACCCCUGGACUCGAUACCUGUUCUGUACACGCUCUGCCGGGGUGAGAAAGCCAAUGGGGCUCCUCUUCUAAGCUUGCGUGCAGCCCUGGAUGCUGCAGCAUUUGCAUCACUGGCAAGCCAUGCCAAUGUCUCGUCUCUUGCAAUCCAGGCCCGGAAGAAGUAUGGCCAGGCUCUUUGUGCGUUGAGCCGUGCUCUGGAGUCGGUUGAGGAUGCCACCCGAGACGAGACAUUGGGGGCGAUUGUCAUGCUCAUGAUUUUUGAGGAUAUCAAUAGCGAGCGACAAAGCUUGAUGAGUACUCAUGUUCCCGGGAUCCAGUACCUUUUGAAGCUGCGUGGAGUUAAGCAGCUCAGUGACCCUGCAACUCGGUCACUCUUUCACUUUGCUUUUGCACAGAUGAUGAUGUCAGGAAAUAUCAAAAUCCUCAAAUUCUGUGCCACGGUCUCGCAGUUGCUUUCCAGUGAAGGCGCUGGCCAGCCAACGCCAUUGAGCGUGAUGUCUUUCCUAGAACAGGGCGAGAACCUUGACAUGGAAUUAAGUCAGUGGCAUUCCGACAUACCAGAAGCAUGGCUGCCUCGCAAAUGUAGAAAGACCGAUGGAGCAGAGGUAAUUCUUCAUCCUGAUAUCACCUCAGCAGAUGUUUGGAACUCGUACCGUGGCACAAGAAUCAUUCUUCAACAGACAAUCCUCCAAAUACACGGAUGUCUAGAUGGCUGUACAGGGAAAGCAUGGAGAUCUGAAGCAAUAUGCUCACCACAGGACAUUAUCAUUGAGAUGGCCACCGAGAUUUGCCAGACGCUUCCAUUCGCACUAGGAGAGAUCGAUCCAUUGGGAUGCCCCACUCGUCGGACUGGUAGGACAAAUAUCAAGGCUGUUCAAGGAUUUGCACUGCUCUGGCCAAUAUUCAGCGUGACGCAAUGUGGCUAUGCCACCGAAACCCAAGAGGCUCAGGCACGCUCCGCCCUCCGUCAAAUUGGAUCUACACAUGGAAUUCAACUAGGAGUGGCAUUGGGCCGGGAGGGAGUUUCUAUGGACCGACCUCCUACGGGCAACUCGCGAGUUCCAAACCGCUGA